AUGGAAGUGGCCUGGACGGUGGAGGAUGACCUGCUGGUGAAGAGCCCUUACCAGAAUGGAUUAGUAGCACUACACAACGCAUACGAGGGCCGCGUGCAGAUCGCUGCAGACAUGUCUCUGAAACUGCACAGCGCUCGCCUCAGUGACAGCGGUGUGUACUACUGUAUUUUGGAUAGGCUGAAGAUUGAGGCCGCUGUUCACCUCAUCGUGGAACCUCCUCGGGUGGACUCCGUGGUGGAGGUCUAUUCCCAUAACACCUCAGUGACUCUCCCCUGUUACCUACACCUGUCCAGAGACCAGCGUUUGGAGGAGCUCACCGUGUGGUGGGAGACAGACGGAGAAGUUCUGUUUGGAAGGACUGACAUACAGGUGUACAAUCCCUAUGACAGCCCCUAUGUCCUGAACUUCAAUUAUUCUGAUGAAAGAAACAUUGACAAGUUUCCUCAUUUCUUGCCACCAUCUUUGAGCUCUGGAAAAUACAACUGCUGGUACCGCAUCAACCUGACAGAUAAAUUGAAGCCUGGGAUACCGGGAACUAUUGCCGUCGCAUUCAAGUCUUUUAAUGACACAGAUGCACAGUUCUGA
Messenger RNA from Knipowitschia caucasica, 585 nucleotides. The record is from the annotation of a GenBank genome assembly. NCBI's taxonomy places the organism in Eukaryota, Metazoa, Chordata, Actinopteri, Gobiiformes, Gobiidae.